This is a messenger RNA of Anolis sagrei ordinatus, 1050 nucleotides long. RefSeq names its product lymphocyte antigen 6E-like. Gene Ontology annotation, cellular component: plasma membrane. The record is from RefSeq and is a predicted model, not a curated record. Gene Ontology annotation, molecular function: acetylcholine receptor inhibitor activity. Lineage: Eukaryota; Metazoa; Chordata; Lepidosauria; Squamata; Anolidae.
GUCCCCUCCCUCCCUCCCUCUCUCCUCUCUUCUUUCUCCCAACCCACGCCGACUUCUUCCCAAAAGAUCCCCGCCCAAGGAGACGCGCAGGUCUGCGGCCGGAGACGCGGGAUCGAAAGAGAGGAAGAAGGAGAAGAAGGAGAAGCUGCAGCCAGGAUGAAGGUGGCCUUGGCGCUCCUGCUGGCUGGAUGCCUCUGCGUGGAAAGAGCUUUCUCCCUGGUGUGCUGGUCUUGCGAUAGAGCAGAGUCCAACUGGGGCUGCUGGAGGUGGCAGAUUUGUUCCAGCGAUGACAACUAUUGUGCAACGACGUACGUUGGAGGAGGGAUCGGUGAAUAUUCGUCCCAGUCCAUCAGCAAAGGCUGCGUCCCGGUUUGCCCGCAAGCAGGGAUCAACAUCGGCAUCGCAGCCGUCUCCGUAAAGUGCUGCUCAUCGUUCUUGUGCAACAUCAGCGGAGCCUCCAGCGUCCAAGCCAACCACUUGGUCUUGGCCGCCAGCAUCCUGGCCAGUUUUCUGUAUCUCUUUAGGCAUAGGCUGUGAUUGCAAAGUGUCUCCAUACAGGACACCCAGGAUCUUGGCUCGCAUUGCGUCGAGGAGACCCCAAAUGUUGCAGAAAUCGCAUAUAUUCCUCAUGGCAUCAUAAUCCUCUAUUGCUUCUAAUCACAUAGUGGGGAAAGCAGCAUAGUGUAGAAUGUUUGUGGCCUAACACUGCCCUCUUCAGGUAGGAGGCGUUACUGCAGGUUUUAAAAAAGGGACCCUGUGCCAAAUUCAGCCCAAAUUGCCCACCCAUAACAACUUCAUAUUCUGAAUUUUUUUUAUAGAAUUGAAAUUGUCUCAGAGGCCUUAAGAGUGUUUUGCUUCAGGGAACAUCGGGAGAGAAACUCUUCACUGGAUCAAAAUAUAAUUUUUGCAGCAAUUUUCUUUGAGAAACCCUUUUGUCUGUUACAUUUUACCCAAAGAUGCAUGCAGAAUGUUGAGAAGUCACAAUCUUGAUCAGCACUUUUCUUCGUCUGUACUUUUUGAAUAUGAAUAAAGGAUGUUUUGAUUCUUAAA